AUGGAAAGCUCCGUGAGAAGGGCUUAUACUAACAAUUUCUCCUACAAGCAGAUGCUCCGUGAGAAGGGCUACGGAUUUGGCAUUCUCAUCAAGACGGUCCGGACGGUGCCCAAGCCCACUGAAGCCAGUUACUCGAUGAAAGACCCUUUUGAGAACAACCGCGCGUCAACCACCAACGGCCGUUCAUUCCACUUCCACGUCCCCAAUCUUUCUCCUCCCGCUCGGCCGCUGUCACCCCGCCGCCCGCCGCAGCUCGUCGUCGCGGCCUCGCCGCGGAUUCCGCCUCUCAAUGCCCGCCGUCGUACGGCUUGGAUCGGGCCGCCGUCGCUCCACUCCGCCCGACCCCGUCCAGCCGCCGCCCCGCCACCCGCCGCAGCUCGCCGUCACGGCCCCGCCGCGGAUCCACCUCCGCGUCGCCCCCCGCCGCCGAUUCCGCCCCACAACGCCCGCCACCCGCCAUCGUACGGCUCGGAUCGAGCCGCCGCCGCUCCACUCCGCCCCGACCCCGUUCGGCAGCCCCGGCCACCGUCCAGCCACCGCCCCGCUCCACCCAUCGCCGCCGAUUCCUUCCCUUCAACACCCGCUGCCCGCUGUCGUACGGCUCGGAUCGGGCCGCCGUCACUCCGCUCCGCCCCGACCCCGUCCAGCCGCCGCCCCGUUUCACCCGUCGCCGCGCCGCUCCGCCCCGACCCCGUCCGGCCGGUGCCCCGCUCCGCCCCGACCCGCGCCGCCAACGCCGCCCUGACCCUGACCCGGCCCGCCCGCCCGCCGCCACCCAGUCCGCCUGCCGCCGCCAUGCCGUCCUGUGUUUUUGUCAUGGCGCCGAAGAAGACCCCGAAGGGCAGGUCCGGGUUCUUUGGCGUGAGGGUGAAGCCCUUCGGCAACUUCGGGGUGGAGUUCUCCGACGCCGGCCGCCGCUGGUGGCUCGGCACAUACCCCACCUCCCACGAGGCCGCAUGUGCAUCGGGCGUGGCGGUGUGGCGUGCCGUAAGGCCCAAGGAGCACCUCAACUUCCCGGAGAUCGAGAGCCAGGCGGAUGCGGAGAUGCUUGUGCCGCAGCAUCCAAAGUACGUCCAGGCCAAACUGAAGCACUGCUGGAAGCGCGACGUCGAGGCGAAGAAGAAGGGGGUGAAGAAGGAGGACAAGGCCGGCCCCUCGACGGUGAUCCCUAUCGAGUCGUCGUCAGAGGACCGAGGUGACUCGGACGAGGAGGACGAGGGGUGCGACGACCCGGACAAGGACGAGUUCUGGGAGCAGUUCCGCAGCUCCGACGAUGAGGAGUAG
Messenger RNA from Aegilops tauschii subsp. strangulata, 1284 nucleotides. Lineage: Eukaryota; Viridiplantae; Streptophyta; Magnoliopsida; Poales; Poaceae. The record is from RefSeq and is a predicted model, not a curated record.